This is a messenger RNA of Apis florea (little honeybee), 2595 nucleotides long. RefSeq names its product homeobox protein C15 (gene C15). Gene Ontology annotation, cellular component: nucleus. Gene Ontology annotation, biological process: regulation of transcription by RNA polymerase II; animal organ development. Gene Ontology annotation, molecular function: DNA-binding transcription factor activity, RNA polymerase II-specific; RNA polymerase II cis-regulatory region sequence-specific DNA binding. NCBI's taxonomy places the organism in Eukaryota, Metazoa, Arthropoda, Insecta, Hymenoptera, Apidae. The record is from RefSeq and is a predicted model, not a curated record.
GCUCCGAGCAUCGGUACUGACCGAUUGGAUUCGCGACGAACCGAUCAUGUCGGUUCACGGCGACAGCGAUGUGGACGCGACGGAAGAGAUCAACGUGGACGACUCCGACACGGGAAGUUGCAGCCCCCGCAAUUACUCCAACGAGAAUCGCCGCUUGGACCACUCCGAGUGCUCCGAUUCCCCGCCCCCGAGUCAAACCAACUCGAGAACGUUGCAAAACUCCGAGUCGCCCCGGAGCCACCCGUUCAGCAUAAGCCGAUUGCUGGGCGAGAAUCGGCCCCGCGACCCCAAGAGUCCCUCGUCCGAGGAUCUGGACAGCGACAAGGAGAGGAAGUGGUCGUGGGAGGAGGGGAGCAACAACAACAACAACAACAACGGUGGCUCGUCCGCGACGACGUUGGACGAUGGAAGAAGGUCGUGGGGGCACGAGAUCGAGGAGAAGUUGUCGGAGAGGGACGACGACGACACCGGAAGCACGGCCGAGACCCAGACCAACUCGACCAACUCGUCGGUCCACUGCGCGUCGGAUCUGUUGGCGCCGUUCAGACUUUUCCCGACCGGGUCAGGCCUGAUAUACACAGGCGGAGGCGUGAUAAGGGUCCCUGCCCAUCGGCCACCCGGCGCUAAUGGAGCGGCGACCGGUGCACUGCCCGCACAGGCGUUGAUACCGCCCUGGAGUUUACAAGCCCUUCAACACAGCCAACAACAGGCGGCGGCGGCUGGUCUUCACAGGGCGAGCUUGUUGGCCAACUUGGCCGCGCAUCCGCUCCAGGGACACCCGCACCUCAAGGACAGGCUGGCAGUGGCCGGAGCGUUUCCAAGGAGGAUCGGGCAUCCUUAUCAGAACAGGACGCCACCGAAGAGGAAGAAGCCGAGGACAAGCUUCACCAGGUUGCAGAUCGCCGAGCUGGAGAAACGUUUUCACAAACAAAAGUAUCUGGCAUCGGCUGAACGGGCGGCGUUGGCUAAAACCUUGAAGAUGACCGACGCCCAAGUCAAGACAUGGUUUCAAAACAGACGAACAAAAUGGAGGAGGCAAACGGCCGAGGAGAGAGAGGCUGAGAGGCAGGCGGCGAAUCGGUUGAUGCUGUCUCUUCAAGCGGAGGCGCUGGGCAAAGUGGCGUACCCGACGACAGUGGCCAGCCAUCCAGCGGGAACCACGGUUCCCAGCCUAGACAGGCAGCAACCACCCACUGCUCUCGCCCAUCCCGUGGGUCAAUGGGCAUCACCGUACGGACCGCCGCAACCUCUCGCCGAACCGAUUUGUUGAACCUCGACAAAAAUUAAUGAUCAAGACUCUGAAUUGCCGAGUGAUACCUGCCUCGACCUGUUAUAACUGCGUUUCCAACACGGAAAUCGUUUGUCGUCUCGAAACACCGGUGUUUCGCGCUCGAUAAGAGAAUCGAAGUGAAAUCUAAUUAAUCGGAAUCAAAUUGAAUUGGGAUUUUUGUUUUGUUUGUUUCUUUUUUUUUUUUUUUUUUUUUUUGGAAAACUUGUAGCGAGAUUCGAUCGAAUCGAGCGAAGAAUACACGCGAAAUUCACGCGUUACGAACAAUCGUUGGAUCAUUGCUUGCCUUUUCUCUCGUGUUCAAUCUCUCGAGUUUCUUUUCUCUUUGUUUAACUGGUUAAUUUAUAUAUCGAUAUAAUCGGUAAAAAAGAAAGAGAGAAAGAAAGAAGGAAGGAAGGAAUUUCAGAGGGAAAAGUUUCUCGAAUAGAAUCUCGAACCGCGUAAUUAAAUAUUAUCGCCGAUAAUUUCCAUCGAUCUCGAGUCUAACUUCUCCCUUUAUUAUUGUUAAAUAAAUCGGAUGAGACGGACAGAUUAUACGCGUUAUAAACGUUGCUACGCGAAGGCGCCUCGUUGUUUAGAAAAUUUGCCGAAACGACGAAGCUAAUUGCCGAACCGUAAUUUGACGUGACGCUAUUGACAGCGAAAAAAUAAGCGGAGAUGGAAGGAAAAUGGAGGAAGGAGACGGGAGACGGAUCCGUCUUAAUUGCACUAUUUCUAGAUAAUAUCAACGUCUUACCAUUGGCAUGACGGCCAAUUUUAUCGACAUGUUUAAUUAACGAACCGAGAGGGGGGCCGAUGGAAAGCUAAAAAAAACUUAAAUAAUUACGGAUCGCUCUCGUUUCUCGCCACCGCCGUGAAAAAACUCCGCUCGAGGAGGAGGAGGAGGAGGAGGAGGAGGAGGAAUUUACCCUCGUCAAGCAGACGCGGGAUACGCAGGGAAGAAAAUGGAGAUACGGGAGAGGGUGGGGGGAUGGAGGAAGAAGGAAAGGCGAGGACAGAGGAGUGAAAUCGAACGGACGAAGGAUUUCGAAGUUUGCGAAAUUCUUCGAUUCACGAUCGAAAUUGACGACCCUUUCGAUGACGGAUGGCCCAACAUCUCUGUACCAACUCGUGCUCUCCCCUUUCUCCGUACAAAUUGAUUGAUUUCGCAAAUUUAUUUCGUUUCACGAACGCGAACGCGAUCGAAUAUAUAAUAACUAUAUUGAGAAAAGACAAGCGCCAAAAAUUACGAAACCAAAUAAUUAAUGUUAACGUUUCUUUUCUUUUCUUUUCUUUUUUUUUUUUUUUCGUAAAGAGAGAGAAAUUAU